Molecule: messenger RNA, 1312 nt
Organism: Populus euphratica (Euphrates poplar)
Lineage: Eukaryota; Viridiplantae; Streptophyta; Magnoliopsida; Malpighiales; Salicaceae
Gene: SR
Product: serine racemase
Exons: 7
Coding region: 121-1158 (345 amino acids)
Biological process (GO): D-serine biosynthetic process
Molecular function (GO): magnesium ion binding; L-serine ammonia-lyase activity; ATP binding
Source: RefSeq, a predicted model, not a curated record
GAUCAAGAUAAGAUGACAGACCCUCAGUCGCUAACCCUGAACUCUUUAUGGUAGCAGAACACACACUUCCUCAGAAUACACAUUCAUUCACAGCUUCCACCCCGAUGGUCUAAAGCAGGCAUGACAGAAACUCGAACGGGGAUCGUGGCAGGGAUGGAACCAAAUAGUGAAAUAACCAAAGAGAAGUAUGGUGUUGAUAUCUCCUCCAUAAGGGAGGCACAAGUGCGCAUCGACCCAUACAUACACAAAACUCCAGUCUUUACCUCAGGAAGUCUGAAUGACAUGUGUAGAAGGAAGCUGUUUUUCAAAUGUGAAUGUUUUCAGAAAGGUGGGGCGUUCAAGUUCAGAGGCGCGUGCAAUGCCAUAUUUUCACUUAAUGAAGAUCAGGCAGAUAAAGGGGUUGUAACUCACAGCAGCGGCAACCACGCUGCAGCAUUGGCUUUGGCUGCAGACUUGCGGGAUAUCCCAGCAUAUGUAGUUAUACCCAACAAUGCUCCAAAUUGCAAAAUUGAGAAUGUGAUACGUUACAGUGGUCAAAUUACAUAUUCUCAGCCUACAUUACAGUCAAGGGAGACUACCACAACAAAGAUCAUGCAAGAAACUGGUGCGGUUCUCAUCCAUCCUUAUAAUGAUGUGCGCAUAAUAAGUGGGCAGGGUACCAUCGCAUUGGAGCUUCUGGAGCAAGCCCCAGAAAUUGACACUAUAAUAGUUCCUAUUAGUGGGGGUGGUUUGAUAUCCGGGGUGGCAUUGGCUGCUAAGUCCAUCAACCCUUCCAUUCGAAUUUUGGCUGCUGAGCCUUGUGGAGCUAAUGAUGCAGCUCUAUCCAAAGCAGCUGGAGAGAUUGUAAAGUUGCCUGAAACCAACACCAUUGCAGAUGGUCUUCGAGCUUCUCUUGGAAGUCUUACCUGGCCAGUGGUUCGAGAUUUGGUUGAUGCUGUUAUAACAGUGGAAGAUCACGAGAUAAUAGAAGCCACGAAACUCUGUUAUGAGGUUCUGAAAGUCGUAGUAGAACCUAGCGGAGCUAUAGGCCUUGCAGCUGUUUUAUCUGAUAGUUUUCAGAAUAACCCUGCCUGGAAGGAUAGCAACCACGUGGGAAUCGUGCUUUCAGGAGGUAAUCUGGAUCUUGGUGUUCUUUGGGAUUCAAUUUGCGGCCUGUAACUCUUUCUUUCCCUUGAAAAUGAAGAUUUCUCUCUCGAUGAUUAAAUAACAUUUCUGUUUUGGGCUUACAUAUGUAUUCUGGCAAGAACAAAAAUAUCAUAGUGUUGUUUUUUUUUUUUUUUUGGAGAAUAGCAUUCAUGCGUUUUACAUGGCA